AUGGCUACCUCGAUCGCCUUGCAAGCCCUACCGAGUGAGCUCAUCGGUGCCAUCUGCAGGCUUCUUCCCAAUCGCGACAUCAAAAGUCUACGUUUGACCUGCCGAUAUUGGAGAGAGAAGUCACUUUUGCGGUUUGACCGCGUUUUUAUCUCGGCUAGCCCGCGUAAUGUAGAGGUCUUGUUCUCUGUCGCCAAUCACGACAUCUUUCGACAUCGCGCCAAGGAGAUCAUGUGGGAUGAUGCUGUCUUGGAGCCUGUUUCAAGUAAGGAAGGCGACGCUCCUUGUGGUUACAGCUCAUAUGAAACCGAUCGGGAUGCUGAUUCCGAAGAGAAAGGACGAAUAUCAAGGCAUUUCGUGCGUCUUUGUAGAGACAGUAUGUUUGAUCGCACGUUGCGUCUGAGGGACAAAACCAAAGAGGAGAGGGAGAAAUACAUGAAAGGCCAAAUGAAUGAUCUCUUGCCCUCAAGAGAGUCACUAGCCUAUUACAGCCGUCUUCUCCAAGAGCAGAGUGACAUCCUAGAGUCAGGCGAUGACGAAGCUGCGCUUCGGUACGCAGUGCAGAGAUUCCCUCGGCUCACAAAGGUUACCGUUACGCCAGCGACGCAUGGGGUUUUAAUCACGCCGCUAUAUGAAACACCGAUGGUUAGAGGUUUCCCUCGCGGUUUUGUGUAUCCGAUCCCUCGAGGUUGGCCAUGUGCUGAAAAUGAACAUCUGGCUGAGGAAGCUAACCCUUGGGAGACCGAGGAUGAGAAGAACAAGUGGCGUGGGUUCCGUAUCGUUACACGGGUCUUGGCCCAGGCUGAGAAUUGUCAGAUCUCCGAGCUGGUGUUGGACAACAAUAAGCUUCCCACUGGACUCAAUCACUUUGUGUUUGAGGAGCCAAACGAAGAGUACGAUAAUCUUUGUAGGAUCGUUCAGAGACCCGGCUCUCGACGCAUUGUCCUUUCUCUGCUGGUCGAUUAUCUCUUCGACUGCGAUACCGAGGGCUGGGACUUCUAUCGCAACGGGAGAAUCUCCAAUCUGUCGCCAAAGCUCCUGAUCUCUAAGAGGUCGUUCUACAAACUAAUUAUCCUCGGUAGGAUGAAAGAUUUUGUCUCCCUAACGAACAUUUUCCCUAUUAACAAAUGGUCAAGCGGUGGUCUAAAGCGUUUCGGACUUUCUGAAAUGCAAGUAACCCAGGAUGAUCUUAUAUGCUUCUUAUCAAAGCUUUCAUCGACGCUUCAAUCCAUAGAACUGAGCUUUCUGUCGGUCCUCAGCGGGCAAGGAAAUCAUGCUGGAAUUCUAACCGAUAUCAGAGAUAAGCUAGGCUGGAGACAUAGGCCUGUCGAUAAGAGGAUCAAAAUCUGUUUAUCUGUGAGGUUGAACCAGCCUGAUUUUGGUCGGUAUGCUUGCUUUGACAAGGAAGUGUAUGAGUAUAUUUAUGGCGACGGGCCCGCCUUUUGGAGUUGA
This is a messenger RNA of Fusarium oxysporum Fo47, 1449 nucleotides long. RefSeq names its product F-box protein. The coding region runs from base 1 to 1449 and encodes 482 amino acids. NCBI's taxonomy places the organism in Eukaryota, Fungi, Ascomycota, Sordariomycetes, Hypocreales, Nectriaceae. Gene Ontology annotation, molecular function: protein binding. The record is from RefSeq and is a predicted model, not a curated record. The transcript has 2 exons.